Messenger RNA from Notothenia coriiceps (black rockcod), 558 nucleotides. RefSeq names its product zona pellucida sperm-binding protein 2-like. NCBI's taxonomy places the organism in Eukaryota, Metazoa, Chordata, Actinopteri, Perciformes, Nototheniidae. The coding region runs from base 3 to 524 and encodes 173 amino acids. The transcript has 5 exons. The record is from RefSeq and is a predicted model, not a curated record.
AAAUGAGAGUUGCUUUGGACGACUCCUACAGUGUGUUUCACCGCGUUGAGGACGAUCCCUUCACAAAUUACCUACAACAGCCGCUGUAUUUCGAGGUGGAACUGAUGGGAUCUAACAACCCUAAAGUAUCUCUUGAGCUGGCAUACUGCUGGGCAACGCUGGAAGAGGACAAGAUGUCCCUCCCUCGAUGGGACCUCAUCGUUAACGGUUGUGCAAACUCAAGGGACCCCCACCCAGUGAUCUUCCACUCUGUUUUGCCUAAGGGCAGAGUUCAUUAUCCUUCCAACGUCAAGCGGUUUGAGGUCCCGAUGUUUGCCUUCGCCGAAGACAAGGAUAACUUGAACCGCCAGGUCUUUGUCCACUGUGAUGUGGUCAUCUGUGAUGUUAGAAAUCCAGUGGAUGCAGCUUGUAAUGUGCAGUGUUCAGACCAGGACAACACGAUGAAGGGUCAAAAACGUGCCAUUUCAGAUGACCCCGGUUUCAAACACGUGACUUCAGGACCCAUCAUCAUAAUGAGCUCCUAAACAAAAUCUUAAUAAAAUAUUUUAAAUGAAUUCA